CGCAGAUGGAGUACCCACCAUUGGUAAAAAGUGGACCAUCUUGGAUAGCCGAUCCACUACUACCAGAAUGCCCCAGCAGUGCCAGCUGUCAGUGCUCAUCAGUGCCAUGUGCCAGUGCCCAUCAGUGCCACAUAUCAGUGCCUACCAGUGCACAUCAAUGCCACAUAUCAGUGCCCAUCUGAGCUGCCUUUCAGUGUCACCCAUCAGUGCCAGUCAGUGCCAACUAUCAAUGCCAAUCAGUGCCACCUAUCAGUGCUGCCAGUCAGUGCCACCUAUCAGU
Messenger RNA from Staurois parvus, 280 nucleotides. Lineage: Eukaryota; Metazoa; Chordata; Amphibia; Anura; Ranidae. The record is from the annotation of a GenBank genome assembly.